GGAUAUAACGGACAUAAACGUGUCCCUGAUAUUAACAUCUUUGAUACUCAUUCUCAACGCUGGAUUCCUUUCUUAAAUGCGCCGCCAUCGCUUUCUGGAUUUCCUGCCAACGCCGGUUUAUCUGCUCACACCAGCCUGCCCGUCGUUACGAAAGAUUCCGAGGCUGAAUUUGCAGCUCUCAUCUUUGGUAGAGAAGGUUCGACUCGCACACAGCGUAGAUCCGGCAAUGUCUACCUCCUUAGAGAAUGCAAACGUAGAGUUGAGGCAUCUAUUUUUUAGCUAA
Molecule: messenger RNA, 283 nt
Organism: Protopolystoma xenopodis
Lineage: Eukaryota; Metazoa; Platyhelminthes; Monogenea; Polystomatidea; Polystomatidae
Source: the annotation of a GenBank genome assembly